Messenger RNA from Plutella xylostella (diamondback moth), 1272 nucleotides. RefSeq names its product putative nuclease HARBI1. The record is from RefSeq and is a predicted model, not a curated record. NCBI's taxonomy places the organism in Eukaryota, Metazoa, Arthropoda, Insecta, Lepidoptera, Plutellidae.
CUGUCAAAUUUCGUUUGUUGAUGUUUUUGUUUACUUUAACUUUUGUUUAUGCAUAAAAAUCUAGCAAUUUACCUUUUAAAAUGGAUGAUACCUUCAUGACCAUCAUGAGAUUGAAUACUCUGGCAACCUUAGCUGAAUUGGCUGAGGUAGCUACUUCGGAAACCGAAGAAAAUGUAAAUUAUCCGAAGAUUACUACUGCAACUGCAGUUAAGAAAGUAAAGUCUCCGAAGAUUGAUUAUACUGCUACUGAAACUAACAAAGUAAAGUCUCCUAAGAUAAAGCAUCCUAUAAAUAACAAAGCAAAGAGUCCGGAGAGUAGAAUAAAGAGGAAGACGGUGCAUCGAACCAGGGUGGACCCUUUUGAGACGCUUGACGACAAAGAGUUCAAAGACCGGUACAAAUUUGACAAGAAGACUGUCCGGUGGAUCGUGGAUCUUGUGAGAGACGACAUCACUCGCUGCGUCCGCGGGGGCGGCGUGUCUCCGGAACUGCAAGUUCUGGUUGCCUUGCGGUGCUGGGCCGGCAGUCGGAUUCAAAAUGAUGCAGCAGCAAUCCAUGGUCUAAGCCAGCCUUUUGUUUCGAUGGUGUGUGCAAGAGUUGCUGAUGCGCUAGCUCGUCUACAGUCACAAUUCAUCCACAUGCCCCACACUACAGAUGAACAGGAGAAGGUUGUUAGGCAGUUUGAAAGUAUUAGUGGAUUUCCAAACAUUAUUGGGGCGAUUGAUAGCACCCAUAUCAAAAUUAGAAAGGCUAAAGAAGACGCAGCUCCAUUUUAUGUUCAAGUUAUAUCUGAUGCGAAAUUAAGGAUUUGUGAUAUAGAAACUUGUUGGGGAGACACUAACAAUGCCAGAAACUUUAACCAAACAAAAAUAAGAAAAUACUUUGAAGAUAAUGAGUAUAAAUAUAAAUUACUGGGUGAUCACAGCAAUGAUAUCACUCCAUACCUAUGCACUCCCAUACUGAACCCUCAGACACUUCAAGAAGACGAAUACAAUGAUUCCCAUUCUGCAACACAUGGCUCUGUUAAAAAUUGCUUUGAGGUUUGGAAACAGCGUUUCCGGUAUUUACAGAGUGGCCUGACGGUUGCUCCCAAAAAUUGUGGAAAUAUGAUAAUUGCUCUGGCUGUUCUACACAAUAUUGCCUUAGACAUGGCAGAUGACACUGAAGACUGCCCAUUUCAUCAUGAUAACGAUAAUCAAGGGAGGGAUGGCCAAAAUUUAUCUUUUAAUCACACAGAAAAUGGCUGAAAUAAAUUAAGAUCACUUACCAACA